Molecule: messenger RNA, 1252 nt
Organism: Tinamus guttatus (white-throated tinamou)
Lineage: Eukaryota; Metazoa; Chordata; Aves; Tinamiformes; Tinamidae
Gene: MAGT1
Product: magnesium transporter 1
Cellular component (GO): oligosaccharyltransferase complex
Source: RefSeq, a predicted model, not a curated record
GCGCGGUCGGGGGAAGGGGCCGUUAUGGCGGCGCUGCCGGUGCUGGCGCUGCUGCUGCUGGCGGCGAGCGGCGGCCCGGGCGCCGCGGGGCAGAAGCGCAAGGAGAUGGUGUUGUCGGAGAAAGUGAGCCAGUUAAUGGAGUGGGCCAGUAAGAGAUCUGUUAUCCGAAUGAACGGAGAUAAGUUUCGACGCCUUGUGAAGGCACCACCGAGAAACUAUUCAGUGAUUGUGAUGUUUACUGCUCUGCAGCCUCACAGGCAGUGUGUUGUUUGCAAACAAGCUGAUGAAGAAUACCAGAUUCUAGCAAACUCGUGGCGGUACUCCAGUGCAUUUACCAAUAAGAUAUUUUUUGCUAUGGUAGAUUUUGAUGAAGGCUCAGAUGUAUUUCAAAUGCUAAACAUGAAUUCUGCUCCAACUUUCAUUAACUUUCCUGCCAAAGGGAAGCCUAAGCGGGGUGACACAUAUGAACUUCAGGUGCGAGGCUUUGCAGCAGAGCAGCUGGCUCGCUGGGUGGCUGACAGGACUGAUGUCAGUAUUCGUGUGAUAAGGCCACCAAAUUAUGCUGGACCAUUGAUGUUAGGACUACUGCUAGCUGUCAUUGGAGGCCUUGUGUAUCUGCGUGGAAGCAAUCUGGAUUUUCUUUAUAACAAAACUGGUUGGGCAUUUGCUGCUUUGUGUUUUGUAUUAGCAAUGACAUCAGGCCAGAUGUGGAACCACAUUAGAGGGCCACCAUAUGCUCAUAAGAAUCCCCAUACGGGACAAGUGAACUAUAUCCAUGGAAGCAGCCAAGCCCAAUUUGUGGCAGAAACGCACAUUGUUCUUCUGUUUAAUGGUGGUGUUACUUUAGGAAUGGUUCUCCUCCAUGAAGCAGCUACUUCUGACAUGGAUGUGGGAAAACGAAAAAUCAUGUGUAUUGCUGGUAUUGGCUUGGUGGUGGUGUUCUUCAGUUGGUUGCUCUCUGUCUUCAGAUCUAAAUACCAUGGCUACCCAUACAGCUUCCUAAUGAGCUGAAGGAUUCCAGAAUCUGUAACAUCGGAAGGGUGGCAACUCUGAAAUUGUGUGUAAUGGAAUGGAAGAACUAAAUGUGUAUGGUUCAUGCUACCUCUCUUUAUGUUGAAUGAGAUAGUUAAACACUGAACCAAAGACAAUGUGUAGUGCCUUAAAUAUAACAUGCAAUUUGCUGAAGGACACUGAGUAUUAAGAUGCAAUCUCUUUUUGUAAGCUUUACAUCUUCUUCAACAAUUUCCUCUUA